AUGCCCUCCCUCAACUCAGGAAAGGUGCUUGUUACAGGCGCAAACGGCUACAUCGCGGUGUGGAUCGUGAAAACCAUGCUCGAAGCUGGUUUUUCUGUCCGCGGCACCGUCCGUUCGGCGAGCAAGGCUGACCACCUCCGCAAUCUCUUCAAGUCCUUUGGAGACAAGUUCGAGGUUGUCGUCGUGCCAGACAUUACCAACGCCGAGUCCUUCACCGAGUACGUCAAGGAUGUAGACGCGAUCGCCCACACUGCAUCUCCCUUCCACAUGAACGCCAUUGAGCCUGACGAGCUCAUCAUCCCCGCCGUCGAGGGCACGCUCUCCGUCCUCAAGGCCGCCGAGGCGCACGGCCCGUCCGUCAAGCGCGUUAUCGUGCUCUCAUCGACCGCCGCGGUCCUCGGUCCGUACUCGGGGACUCCGCUCGACGAGUCGCACUGGAACCAGGACUCCAUCGACGAGGUCAAGGCGAAGGGCCGCGACGCCGCCAACCACAUGAAGUACCGGGCGAGCAAGACGCUUGCGGAGCGCGCUGCUUGGGAGUGGUACGAAGAGCGCAAGAGCAAGCUCGGUUGGGACCUCGUCGCGCUGAACCCGCCGUUUGUCUUUGGGCCGUUCCUGCACGAGGUAGCUUCGCCCGAGCAGCUCAACACGUCCGCGCACGACUGGUACUUCAACAUCGUCAAGGGGAAGCUGAGCCCGGACGGAUAUGUCAACGGAGGCGCUUGCUGGGUGGAUGUCCGUGACAUCGCGACGGCGCACGCGCUCGCGCUCAAGACGGAGGCGGCGGCUGGGCGGUUCAUCGUCGCUGCGGGUGCUUUCAAGUGGCAGGACUUCGCUACUCCCGCGCAUGCAAUCGACGCCAAAGUGCCCGAAGGUAAUCCCUCCGCAUACGACCCGUCAACAGUCCAGCACGGGGUUGUAUACAACAGUACCAAGAGCAAAUCUGUACUCGGACUCAAAUACCACACGGUUGAGGAGACGACGAAGGACACCCUCCAGGAUUUCGAAAUUCGGGGGUGGUUGUAG
Epithele typhae is the source of this 1026-nucleotide messenger RNA. Its product is annotated as NAD(P)-binding protein. The record is from RefSeq and is a predicted model, not a curated record. Gene Ontology annotation, molecular function: oxidoreductase activity, acting on the CH-OH group of donors, NAD or NADP as acceptor. Lineage: Eukaryota; Fungi; Basidiomycota; Agaricomycetes; Polyporales; Epitheliaceae. The transcript is spliced from 4 exons. Bases 1 to 1026 code for a protein of 341 amino acids.